Molecule: messenger RNA, 1807 nt
Organism: Tilletiopsis washingtonensis
Lineage: Eukaryota; Fungi; Basidiomycota; Exobasidiomycetes; Entylomatales
Exons: 1
Coding region: 497-1438 (313 amino acids)
Source: RefSeq, a predicted model, not a curated record
CUCUCAGCAUCGCCAGUGCAGGCCAUGCGAGACGCACACUGCGUGUGGGGUGCAGACGCAGAUGCCCGGCGCCGGCCUCUUCGCGCUUGCGCGCCGGGGCGUCUUCCUCUCUGCUUGAUGAGGGAGCGAAUCAAUUUGCGGCCUCAUCACGCCCGACCAAGAUGCGGCCGUCAUUCGACGAUGAGGCGCUUGCGGCGGCCGCUCAUCAUUCAUCAGACGGGUGCGAAUGGAGCAAGCAAAGGGCUCGGCCCAUGGCAGGGAGAGGAUUUGCAGGCGCGCUUGAGCCAGGCCGCGGCGAGGACCGUUGGGAUGGCGCGCCAUGGCGUCGGCUCUGGCGCCAUGCUCGCUGCCGCAGCGCUAGCAAGGUGCGGCCAACGAGCACAGAUCUCGGUCAGAGGUGCGCCCCUUGCGCGGCCCCGUUGCAGAGAGGGCGCUCCCUGCCUCGGCUCGGCGGCCGCUGGGCCCUGCAUCCUCCUCCGCAGCGUCCUUCGCGCGGAUGUGCUCCCCACCACUCCCCUCCACCCGCUCUCCCGAACGUCGCAUCCCUCGCUCCCUGAUUCUCGCCCUUGCUCUCCACGUACUGGUCGCUCUGAGCGCCGCUGCUGCUUCCACCGUCCUUGCCGCGUGCGCCCGUCUCGCCUCUCCGUCUCCUCGCCGCGCCCUGGCGCCCCUUGCGCAUCAGCCCACCUCGGCCUCUGCACCCUUCUCAGCCUCGCGCCCUGGCGGCCCGCUGCAGCCACGUCGCCGCUCCUGGCGCUCGCAUCGUGAGUGGACCCUUGAGGCGGGCCUGCGAAUCUGUCGCGGAGCGCAGCGGGAUGGAGAAGACGCCGGGCAGUGUGGCUUGGGCUCCGGCGCCGAGGACGUGACAAGGCGUGGGUGUAGCUCCUCGGCCCUGCAUCUGCACCUCGCUGGCCGCUGCGUCUGCCUCUGCAUGCUGUGCAGCACGCAGACGCAGCGGAGCAGAGACGGCGACGCUUGCUCCGAGCUUCGGUCCGCUGGGAGGCCGGGCGUACGGCGGACGACAUGCUCCCGCGCUCGCGCUCUCUCGGGUGCGGUCGCGCAGCGUGCAGCGUGCGGGGGAUGGGGCAUGUCACGCGCUUUACGGCCGUGUCUCAUCUUCGGGUCCGUACCGCAGCCGCCACGGAGCUUGCCUCAGCAGCCAGCUGCGGACGCAGGACGCCCGCUGCCGUGCCGCUUGGGUGUGCCUCGCAGCGAAGAUGCUCGAGAUCGUCGCCCGCGAUCUCGCCGCCAGAUCUCGACGCGGCUAGCCGCAGCAGCUGCGCGAGCCGGUCUCGCGCGAGCAGCUGGCGCCGUCGACGCAUGCGAUGCCGACGGCCCUCGACGCUGGCAUGCGAAGACGGCGCCGGUGCGCUCGCUCGCGGGCGCAGUGACCGCCGAGCUAGCCUCACGUGCCUGUCGUGGGCUACGGCGAGGCUAGACGAGCAGCGCCGGCACGCGGCGCAGCAUCCGGCGUCGACAUCGCCGGUGUCAGACGUGCAGCACGCACAGGGGCGGCUUUUGGUGCACGGCCGACCAGCAGGUCUGCUGCCGGUGUCUGCUGCGCUCGCCUGCUCGAGCUGUCCGACGCACCUGCUGCUGCGACAUGCGCUGCGAGCGCCGUCGGGAGCGAGCGUGGACGCUGGUCCAAAUGUCGCGGAUGCCCCGUUUUGGGACGUCGCCGGGCGCCGUACCGCGCGUGCGAAGUGCCGUGCCGUGGCCGAGGACGCUCCGCGCACGCCGAGGUGUGGCGCUGCGGCGUGGAACAGGGGCGGCGGCGGGGCCUCAAAGCGGGCAGCGGCACGCGGGC